AUGAUACAGGCGUGGAUCAAGGCCAAUCUUGGCUUUGCCUCUGAGUCAAAUGCGGAUAAACCUCAACACUAUGAGAAAGUGCCCGUGCCUGAGUCCCCCUCUCUACCCAAGGGAAUGGAUCUUCCAGGUAAAGGUAGAGACAGAAUUGUUGAAGGAGAUAGUACAGACGAUACUGAUUUCACGUUUCUGGACUUGUUUCCUACAAAUCCAAGCUUCAUGCUCACUUACUUAAGUCCAAUCAUGCCAGCUGCUGAUAAUAGGGUAGCUACGGCAUCCGUGAUCACUUUGAAUGGGCUUUUUGGUCUCACUAUGAUGUGUCGGAAAAGAAAUCCUAGGUUUGGAACAACACCUUUCGUGUUAAAAUUGCACCUGGUCCUUAGAAAAGUUGCUGGCCUGCUCGUUUUUUCAUGUUCUUUGAUUGAAGGCAUGCGGAUUUGCCUUCCUUACGAUCCAUGGAUUGAUGAGGCCCGUGAGUGGCGUAAUUGGGCAAUUCGUAACGGUGACAGACCAGGCUGGUGGUUUGGUGCUAUCGGUUGGUAUGAGCCACUUUCGACCCAGUACUGGCUCGCUCUCGUGAGUAAGCGCACGCUGAAUGAUCUAAUAGCGAAGAAGAAAGCCGUGAAUAAAAAGAAUAUGGGCAUUCAUCAUAACGCCGGCUUUGGUGUUAUAGUACACCAUUAUCCACCUCCAUUAUCUGAAACAUUGUCCAUUUUCACAGAGGUGAGACAACACAAUUUGUUUAGACAAAAGACUUUGUUGGACACGAAAUUGAAACAUGUUUCUGAACUAAAUAAGGCCGAGCGUAUUGAUAAGAACCUUGAAGGCGAAAUCGCUAGAGAGAAGGCUCUUGAGGAUUCGGGCAUUGAAAUCGAAGAACCAGAGUUGAUUCAUCUUCCAGACGGCGUUACAAAGAGUGAGUGGGACGCAAGCGAGGAUAUGUUCCAUAUGGCAUGGACUCGAUGUGAGAGUGAUUCCAAGUAG
Molecule: messenger RNA, 981 nt
Organism: Candidozyma haemuli
Lineage: Eukaryota; Fungi; Ascomycota; Pichiomycetes; Serinales; Metschnikowiaceae
Exons: 2
Coding region: 1-981 (326 amino acids)
Source: RefSeq, a predicted model, not a curated record